AGUUAACAAUGGCAGAAGAUGAUCAAAAUUAAGUUAUUUAAUUUGAAGAUGAAGACUAAAACUAAUAGGUUUGCAAUAUAAUUAUUUUAUUUAGGAUGUUGGUUAACAAAAAUCCCCAAAUUAGUAAAAUGAUGAAUAAGUUGAUUAAUACAAUUAAAACUAUAAUCAACAAUAAGAACCUGAUCCUAAUGAACUUAAACCCCUUGAAACUGAAAAAUAACCCAUUUAACUUGCUUCUGAACCUGAUGAAGGCUUUUUAAAUAGAAUUAAAGGAUGUUCUUGUCGAAGAUAGGCUGAUGAAAAAACAGAAGACAAUAAAGAAGGAUGGCUUUCAAAGCUAGAUAAAUUUAUUAAAAAAUACUUCACUCCUACCUAUUUGCUUUUAGUUUACUAUUCUGUCUUUUCUACAGCAUUAUUAUUUUCACUUAAGUUGAUUAUUUGGGAUUCAGAUUUUUAUCAUGCUGAAAUUUUAGGGGUAUUUUCAAAUCAAAUAUAUAUCAUUAGGGUUUAUUUUUGUUUGCUCAAUUAUUAAAAGGUUUACUUAUUUAUUUUUUAAAUGAUGAAUGGCUUGAUGAAUUACCUUAUUUGGAUAGUUCAUUUGAAAAUGGAUGGAGAUCUUUUAAAAUAACAUUCUUUAUAUUAACUAACUUAGAUAUAUGCUAUUGGAUCUAUUACAUAUAUGUAUAAAAUAAAAAAGAUGGGACUAUUGAACAUAUGAUGACAUUGUGUAGAAUGAUUGAUGCCUUCUUCUUUAAUUUCCCGCUCAUGUUAGUGUUUUUUUAUCUUUAAAUGCAAGAUUUAUAAAAUCUACAAAUAACCUAUUUAGUUAUUGCAAGUCUAAAUUUACUCUCUAUAGUUAAUGGAUUUAUGCAUUUAAAUUUUUUUGCUGGAAGUUCCUUUUUGAGUAUUAGAUGGAGUUUUUAAUUUAUAUGUGAAUUAUAUCUUAAGCUCCUCUUAGUUGAGUCAGUCUUUUUUUAAUUAUAGGAAUUUAAUAUUGAAUAUGAAUACUUUGGGCUAUUUUGCCUUUGUGGCCUCAUCUAAUUUUAUUUAUUCUCAGAAGAUUAAGAUUUUACUGGAUAAUUUUUAUCAGUUAUUUAUUUUUAAUUGAAAACAUUUUUUGUUUUAAUUUUCAAAGAAGAAAGCUUUGGAAUGUCAGAUUUAGACUGUGAUGCAUAACCUGGAAUAUUAAAUGUUGUUGUUCACAAGUCCACGUAUUAUUUCAAGUUUUAUUUAGUUACUCUUACAUAUAAAAAGCUUUUAAUUUCUUUUCAAUGAUGUCUCUUGCAUUUAUAUUCUGGCUUUUUGGCGGAUGGGACUCUAUAAUAUCAAACUAAAUCCUAUUUUAUAUGUAUCUAGUAGGUUUUGGAUGUUUUUGUAUUAUUAUGCUGAAUUUGUUUUACAUCGUUCUAAGUGGAUGGAAGAAAAACAUGGUCAAGCCUUCUUGA
Molecule: messenger RNA, 1445 nt
Organism: Paramecium sonneborni
Lineage: Eukaryota; Ciliophora; Oligohymenophorea; Peniculida; Parameciidae
Source: the annotation of a GenBank genome assembly